AUGACACCGGGCAAGGGCACGGGAGGGGAGCACGUCAUGACAGGCACAGGCGACGCGCCAGGGAUAGCAUCACUGGGCACUGAUCUUGAACAGUCAAGCGCGCCAGGGGCUAGGAGCGGUCAAGCGGUGCCAAGCUCAGGGUCGUGGUUGUUGGGCGAGCCUGAUGUGGUGGCUGUGGACGCCAGGCAUGGAUUUUCGCGAGUGCUAGAGGAGGAUUCGUCGAGUAUUUUUGGUGACGAUGAUUCCAAUCAAGCUAUGGCUGAUGUGGUUCUUUUAGGGUCUUUUAUUCCUAUGCUUAUGGUUGUAACGUCAAGUAAAGAUAGCUAUGAAUUUCGCCAUCACUUUAUUAAUUUUAAGUUAUUGCAGAUUGAUGUUUAG
This is a messenger RNA of Ilex paraguariensis (yerba mate), 378 nucleotides long. Lineage: Eukaryota; Viridiplantae; Streptophyta; Magnoliopsida; Aquifoliales; Aquifoliaceae. The record is from the annotation of a GenBank genome assembly.